AUGGCUACGUGGGGAUCAAGCAAUAAAACGUAUACUCCAGAAGCAAAGUCGUCAGUCAAUGUGAUGCAAUAUGGGGCAGCAGGAAAUGGGAAAACAGAUGAUUCCCAAGCAUUUCUGAAGGCUUGGCAUGCGGUUUGCGGAGCUGGAUCAAACAGUCCCAUUCUCACCAUUCCUGCGGGGAAGACAUUCUUGCUGAAACCAGUGAGCUUUAAAGGUCCAUGCAAGUCUGCUCAUGUUAAUAUUCAGGUAUUGGGAAACAUUGUUGCACCAAGCCAAAAAUCAGCUUGGAAUAACAACAAUUCCAAAACCUGGAUAGUCUUUUCUGAUGUGAAAGGACUUAUUGUCAAUGGAAAUGGACAGAUUGAUGGCCAAGGGUCUGUUUGGUGGAAAUCAUGCAAAGUUUUGGCUUUGUCAUUCCAGAAUUGUAACAACCUUGUACUCCAAGGAUUGAAACAUACUGACAGCCAGAAAAACCAUAUAUCUAUAUCAAAUUGUCACGAUGUAACUGUUUCCGGCCUCCAAAUAACUGCCCCGGAAAAAAGCCCUAACACAGAUGGCAUUGACAUCAGCCACUCAACCAAUGUUAGAAUCCAGGAUUGUGUAAUUGGAACAGGUGAUGAUUGCAUUGCCAUUAAUGAUGGCUGCUCCUACAUCAACAUUUCCAGCGUAAAUUGCGGCCCAGGGCAUGGUAUAAGUAUUGGAAGCCUAGGACAGCAUGGAGCAAGAAAUGCAGUUGAAGAAGUGCAUAUAAAGAACUGUACCUUCAAAGGAACAGAAAAUGGAGCAAGAAUCAAAACAUGGCAGGGUGGCUCUGGAUAUGCUCGGAGAAUCACAUUCGAGAAAAUUAUUCUCAUUGCAGCUAAUAAUCCCAUAAUCAUUGAUCAGUUCUACUGUGAUCAUGGGCAUUGUUCUAAUCAAACAUCUGCAGUUGAAGUAAGUGAUGUUUCGUAUACAAAUUUUCAAGGGACGUCCAGCAGCGAACAGGCUAUCAAAUUUAAAUGCAGUAAAAGCAUAGGUUGCACCAACAUUGCACUGAAUGCUAUCAACAUAACAUCAGCUGAUCCAAAGAAGAAGACCACCUCCUACUGCAUCAAUGCUCAUGGAAGAUCUAGUGGUUCGGUUCCUAAUGUAGAUUGCUUGUCGCAAUAG
Messenger RNA from Ilex paraguariensis (yerba mate), 1149 nucleotides. The record is from the annotation of a GenBank genome assembly. Lineage: Eukaryota; Viridiplantae; Streptophyta; Magnoliopsida; Aquifoliales; Aquifoliaceae.